This is a messenger RNA of Temnothorax curvispinosus, 2555 nucleotides long. RefSeq lists its product as uncharacterized. The coding region runs from base 195 to 815 and encodes 206 amino acids. Lineage: Eukaryota; Metazoa; Arthropoda; Insecta; Hymenoptera; Formicidae. The transcript has 5 exons. The record is from RefSeq and is a predicted model, not a curated record.
GCGAGAUACCUAUACUGAAAAUAGUCAUUAAUGUACAAUCAUUUAUAGAUGAUGCCGAUUCGUUAAGGCGAAAGAGACAAAAGCUUAAUAACAGCUCGAGCUCCAUACUUUUCAAACAUGUAGCAGAAACUGAGAAGCAUGCUGGAAAUCAACCUAUUAGUUACAAUAUCGUCAAAGCUGAACCAGCCGAGCAGAUGUUACCAUUCGGUGGUCCAGGUACAAGUACAGGAGGUUUCACUCGACUGCAACCUGUAAGAUCAUCUUCGCAGUCACACAGCAGUAUGCAAACCUUAAGGCCUCAAGUAUCACCGGGGCGAACACCAUCCCCUAUGGAAUACAGCUCCUACAACCCAUCUCUGAUACAACAACAGUAUCAACCAAACAUUCAGUCUUUGAUGCAACAACCAAAUAUGCCGAUAACGACAGAUGUUCAACAAUUUUUAUAUCCAACGCAAUUACCUCAGCCGGAUCAGUCUCAAUUACAUCAGCCGGAACCAAACCUGCUAAUGUUAAACAAAGUAACACCAAAUCAAGGCGAAUUACAGCCAUUAAAUAACAUCGGGACCGCGGGAGCCACAUGUCUGCUAGACAUGGACAAUCAGCAAUACAAUUUUGACUGGAAUUCCGGUGAUCUCGCGGAUUUUGGAGCAAACCUAUCCGCGAAUUUGUCAACUGGAUUAUGCAUCUCCGAUUCCAUACAACCUGAGGCGAACAACACCGAAGAAAACGCCACGAAUGACGGUAUUUCUUGGAUAAAUCAAGAACUCUCCGAUUUGAAUAAGAUGCUCAAAACUAAACGAGAAAACAACGGCUGAGGACAUAACUAAAACCGCUUAUUAUCAAAAGAUACGACUUCGCACCUCAAGUAUAUAUAAUGUAUAAAAACACUACCGAGAGAGAGAGAGAGGCGUUACAAUUUGUCUUUUAUCCGAAUGGUAGACUCGUUGGUAGAAAUGAUAUAUAUUUUUUUAUUAUUAGCUAAUGCCAGAUUGGUCAUAAAGAAAUAACAGUUAAGAAAUUCAAGUUUUAGCAGCAGUUUUAUACACACAAGUGUAUAGCUCUCUUUACUGCCUUCAAAAAAAUUAAUUGAGUUAUUUCUUAUUUUAUAUAUAUAUAAAAGAAGAUAUAAAUUUUAUAUAAAGAAGAUAAAUUUGUUUCGAUACUUAGUCUACAUCUUGUUUAUAUCUACGCUCAAUUUAUACAGUUUAUACAUUGUUAAAAAUGUUUAGACUGUUGUGACAAUGAACAAAAAGAGACGCUCUGUUUUAGCAAAAUAUUAUCGGUGCACAAUUAUUGCAUACUCAUCGGUGAGUAUUAGCCGAAAAUAUAUUAUGACCAUCUUGAUAUUUAGUUGCACAAUUUAUCUGAUAAUUAUGCACAAUUUAGCAUUAUCUACCCAGGAUAAAUUGUUCAGUCGGUGAUUAGAAACCGACAUUGGCGCGAAACGUUCGUUUGCCGACGUUACAGAUUGAGACGUUAUUGAAGCAAUUUUGAUACGAAAUACUGAUUGCGUGGUGUGUGAGGUAAUGCUCUGACUGUGAUCAAAGUUCAUAACUUGUUUUUCAUACGUAUAUAGAUUGCACGAUAGUCUUCGCGACGAAGGGAAUUACGCGCAAUAACCAAAAGAAAUUGUGUCCAAAUGGAUACUGUAAAGUGUAAACGAGCAGGCUGGCAAUACUGUAAAUUAUUAUAUUAGAUAAAUAUUCGUAUUAGGUAAAUAUUUUCUAUGUUACCACAUUUUUAUCCUUUUUGCACAGCUAUAUGUUUCUACAAAACCGCACUUUGUACAAUCAUACAUUUGACACAUGAUCGUUAUAUUUAGGAUUAACGUUUACUCAAAAAGAGCGAAGAAAUGUUGAGAAGUCAACAUACUCAAAAAUUUUUGAUAAACGUUCCGUCCAAGUACUUUGUUUUACAUCUUACAGGAGCUUUACGAAUAAUAUGUAAGAGAUAAAGUGCAAUUCUCUAAUCUAUCGAACAAUUUUAUUAGAUUAAGUAACAUAGCAUCGUUUUGGUGUAAAAUAUAUUUUUACAAUCACCUCAGGUAAUUUAUUAGCGUGCAGGAAAUAUUGCAAGGAAUCAUCUUAUAUCUAAGAACUUAUACUUAAUUAUUUGCCAUAUACCUGUAAUGUAAAUAAAAAGUUGUUAUAAAUAUAAGAGUGAUAUUUAGCUUUAACAAUCUCGUGUAAAUUUUAUUGGUGUUUAUACAUUGUGUCAUGCGUAAGUGUGUCCUUUAUUGAUGAAAGUAUCGUCAUAGACAUCGGAUGGAAAUCGAACGCAAUGGGAAAUGAAGGAAACAGUAAGACGAUACAUUCACGCAUCGAUUCUUAGUUUACUGUGAUGGAUCAUUUUGUAAGCACUUAAUAUCCUGUUUAAAGAUACAACAAAAGUGCAUAUUUACAGUUUUACGAUUGCAUAUUUACAUAACAUCGAUCGAUAAGUAGCGCUCUCUCGUAUACUUGGCGUGAAAAAGUCGGCGGUAAACGCUCGGAUUAUCUCAAUGUAGCUUACAUACAUGUGUAUAUAUACGGCAUACAACUGUCGUAUAAUACUAC